AUGUGUGGUAUAUCAUACAGAACGUUUUCCGGCUAUAAAACACACGUCCAUCGUCAUCAUGCUCAAUUAUUACAGACAAACAGCAUGAACAUUUUUCCUAGUGAUUACGAUAAUGCUGACGAUCAAGUUGUAUUUACAAUGUCAAAUGAUGAUGAUCUCAAUACAUUGUAUGGAAUUGAUGAUGAUUUAAGCGGUUCACUUUCGGAUAACGACGACAGUGAUGCUCAUAAGAGAGACAAAAUUACUCUGGAUGAUAUUCAAAAGACGUAUGCUAAAUUUUUGCUCCAGGUGAGAGAAGAAUUUAUCCUGCCGCAAAAAGUGAUCCAGUCAAUAUCCUCUAACAUUGUUUCGCUAUUCGAUUCUGUAACAGAAUUAAUUAUGCAAGAAACCGAAACUAAUCAAAAUCGAACAACAACAAUCAAAAACAACCGAGCGUUUAUUUCCAAAGCUUUCGUGUAUAACAUUAUUCAAGAGGUCGUUCAUGUAAUAGAUAAAACAACAAAAAAUGAAUGUGAGUAUUUUGUUUACUUUACAAUCGUUCUUUUGGAUCGAAAAUUACUGAUAAGCCAGUUUAUCCGUUUAUGUGAAAAAUUCUUCAAUUAUUUGCCACCACAAGAAAUUCAAUUAUCAAAAUCAGGUGAAGAAAAGGAAUUCGCUUAUUAUGUUCCAAUAACACAAUCGUUAACGUCUAUGCUUAAUAAAGAGGACAUGAUACCACUGCUUCAAAAGAAUAUUCAAUGGCAGCAGCACCAAACGACUCUUGAUAACGAUCUAAUGUAUUCGUAUCGUCAUGGAAAAAACGGUCAGCAUAUCGACGAUAACAGUUUCCUGAUCCAACUGUACGUUGAUGAUAUCGGUCUCACCAACCCCAUCGGACCCAAAAAAGACCAGCAUAAAAUGACAAUGUUUUACUUUCUCCUUGAAGAUAUACCUGAUAUGUUCAGAUCACCGGUGCAAUGCAUCAACCUUGUUGGUAUCUGCAAUAGCAAGUAUUUAAAUGAUCAGGAAAAAUCUAGACAAUUUUUUAAGCCGAUUAUUGAUGAUUUAAAUGAUUUUCAGACGAACGGGUUAUUUAUUCUAACAUUUAACCGGGUAUUACAUUUCUCUUUCUCAACAAUAUCUGCGAAUAAUCUAGCAGCAAAUGAAAUCGGUGGAUUCCAACGAUCGUUCAGUACGGGCCAUUUCUGCCGUCCCUGUUUAUUAUCGUAUAAUAAUCGUGCUACACCAUUAACCGAUAUAACUAUCAUUCAACGAAAUGAAAAUAAACAUGAACAAUAUUUACAGCAGUUAUCAAAUGAUCCGUACAUUAGAUCGAUUUAUGGUGUUGUUGGUCCAAGUGUAUUUCAAGCCCUUCCAGGAUUUCAUUCAGUAAAAUCCUUACCAGGAGAUUUGAUGCAUGACUUUCUUGAAGGUGUUUGUCCAAUUGUUAUUAUAGCAAUGCUGAAAGAAGCCUCUUCUGAAAAACUUUUAACUUACGCUCAAAUCCAAAAAACUAUGCAAGAAUUUGAAUAUGGAUCGUUGGAUUCAUCGGAUAAGCCACCAGUCAUUCAAGUUAAACACCUGCACAACGGGGACAUUGUGGGAAGUGCGUCUCAAAAAUUUCUUCUCUUUCGAUUGUUUCCAGUUAUCUUUCACACAAUAGUCGAUAAACUAAAAACGUUCAAGGUAUAUAUUCUGUUACGUGAAAUGCUCGAAAUGAUUAUGGCAUCGCCGUGUCGACGAAGUUGGCUUCCGUACCUCCAAACGCUGUCCGUCGAAUUUCAGUGUUUGAUGGCUCGUUUGCUACCGGACCAUAUGAUUCCAAAAAUACAUUUUGUUACUGAAUAUGCCAAAAUCUGCGACGAUAACGGGCCUCCGAUGAAAUUUUGGUGUAUGCGUUAUGAAGCCAAGCAUUCGUAUUUCAAACAAAUAGCACUACGUGCGAAAAAUUUCAAAAACCCACCAAAAAUGCUGGCUACUCGGUAUCAACUCAAACAAUGUUUACUAUUGUCAAAAUGUAACUUUUUGAAAAAUCAUGAGGUGGGUAGUGGUCUUAAAAUUAUUAAUAUACAAGAACUAAACAGUGUUGUGAGAAGAAUUUUAUUGAAUGCGUCUGGGAUAGACCUAUUGGAAAAAGAACUUCUUCAAUGUACAUCACUUUAUUAUGAUCACGUGUGGUACAAACAAGCGGCUGCCUACGUCUAUCAAUUAGCCCACGUCGAAGAAAUUCCGUUGUUUUUUCAAAUUGCUUACAUAAUCAAGAUACAGAAAAAGUGGAUGUUAAUUGUUGAUCAAUUAGUAACAAAACAAUAUGACAAUAGUUUAUGCUGUUGGCAAUUAGAAUCGCAUGACAGUUUAGAAUUAAUAUCACCAACUGACCUCGAAUAUUAUCACAAAGGACUCGAUAUUUACGAAGUAAAAGAUCGCGAAGAAAUUGAUGGAGAGACGUUGAUAUUAAUGAAUGAUAUAAACAAAAUCAAGGAUUUAGUGCCAAAAUACAAACACCAAUUGCUCUUUAUUCGUGAACAUGAGAAAUUGUUCAAAACUGUUGUUCUUGGUAUUAGUGGCAGACAAAAUGAAGCAGUUACGACGAUGAAUAUGGACGAACAUGUUUCAAAUGAGCCAUUAUGUGAUCGGAAUGUACCAUCGUCAUCAACAGAAAACAUUCCUCCGUCAAAAUCGAUGCAGAAAAAAUUUCCUGAAACAUACGAAUAUCCUGAUCGUCGUCAAUAUGAAGCCGUUUCAUUUGCAAUAUUAAAAAAGCUCAAAAAAAUAUGGAAGGAGACAAUACAGGCUAAAUUUAAACGCCAGAGACGGCCAUUGGCAGAUAUCAAACAGAUGAAAGAAAAAUUUUCUCGUCCAGACAAUGGCCGACCUAUUAAAAAGAAGACAAUGAUAUUGGCAGAACGAGACUCAGAAAAGAAAGUACUUAUUCAAAGUAGCAACACUGACGACGAAGGAGAGCAAGAAAAACGAGUACAGUUGAUGAAUGAUGAAUUAGAAAAAAGUGGUACCGAUUGGAAAAUGGUCUUGGAAUUAUGGCGAUCAACAUUAAAAUCACGUCGAAAAUUUGUGAAUAUAAAUAGAACCGAUGAAAUAUUGAAAAAAUACCCUGGUUAUAAAAUACCAGUAUUGAUAUUUGCGGAAAUGGAAAUGCUCAUUGGUGUAACCAUCGGAACAAAAGUGCGAAGUGAUUUACCAGCCUUGUUAGAAAAAUUAUCUCCAAGUCCCGCGUUUGUGACUGAUCAAUUGCCAAUAAGAAUUAUCAAAGUCAUUGCUCGUACAUUUGACGAAUCAUGGCAUCAUACUAUUCGCGUCAGUGUAUGA
Messenger RNA from Didymodactylos carnosus, 3306 nucleotides. NCBI's taxonomy places the organism in Eukaryota, Metazoa, Rotifera, Eurotatoria, Philodinida, Philodinidae. The record is from the annotation of a GenBank genome assembly.